Molecule: messenger RNA, 1023 nt
Organism: Centropristis striata (black sea bass)
Lineage: Eukaryota; Metazoa; Chordata; Actinopteri; Perciformes; Serranidae
Gene: ptrh2
Product: peptidyl-tRNA hydrolase 2
Exons: 2
Coding region: 123-638 (171 amino acids)
Biological process (GO): positive regulation of anoikis; negative regulation of anoikis
Cellular component (GO): mitochondrion; cytosol
Molecular function (GO): peptidyl-tRNA hydrolase activity
Source: RefSeq, a predicted model, not a curated record
UAUUAAGGCUCUGGUUUUGACAAGUCGCGGAGCUGUGACGCCAUCACCAAGAGACCAUACUAAAAGUAGAUGAAGCUUCAUACAUACUGCUAGCACGUUGAAGAAACCAGCAGGCUAACAAUAUGGACUUGCUCUAUGGUCCAGUGGGCCUGGGAGUAGUCGCAGGACUGGGCUGUGGGCUCCUCCUCGGUUGGCACCUUCGAGCUCGCCUCGCCCCGAUGACCAAAAGCGUGACGGCAGCGGUGGGGAACGGCGCGGGUGAAGCAAGCGUGAUGGGAGAAGGAGGCGAGUUCAAGAUGAUACUCGUGGUCCGAAAUGACCUGAAGAUGGGUAAAGGGAAGGUGGCUGCUCAGUGCUCUCAUGCGGCUGUAUCGGCUUACAAACAGGUUCAGCGCAGGAACCCUGAGCUCCUCAAACAGUGGGAGUACUGCGGCCAGCCCAAGGUGGUGGUGAAGGCCCCUGAUGAGGACACCCUGAUUGAUCUGCUGAGUCAUGCCAAAGAAGUGGGACUUCCCGUCAGCCUGAUUCAGGAUGCAGGAAGGACACAAAUUGCGCCUGGAUCACGCACCGUGCUGGGUAUCGGUCCAGGCCCAGCUGAUCUCGUUGAUAAAGUCACUGGAGACUUGAAGCUCUACUAGAGUUCCAGCCUGCAUCUGUUGGACUUGUAUACAGUCUCUUAUAUAAAUAUUGCAAUGUAAACUAAGUUGGGCUACAUUGAGUUUAUAUUUUUAUACAACAAUUGACUCAAUUACAUGUUUACUACUUGAAUAUUUUUUGGUGCAUUUUUUUGCCUAUCACAUUUGUUGCAGGAAUAACAGCUAAUACAAUAACAAUAUGUAUGCCUUUACUGUGAUACUUCUGUGACAAUGACAAAAAUACACCACACACUGUUGAUGUUCAGUGUUCUGAACACAAUUCUGCUAAACCUGUCUGAAGACAUGAUGCACAGAGGAAAUGGAUGAAAAUGAUUGUUUAUCUUAUUACAAUCCCAGUACAAUAAAAUACCUUUUCACUGCAUACAUG